Messenger RNA from Ahaetulla prasina, 1913 nucleotides. Its product is annotated as solute carrier family 22 member 6-A-like. NCBI's taxonomy places the organism in Eukaryota, Metazoa, Chordata, Lepidosauria, Squamata, Colubridae. Gene Ontology annotation, cellular component: membrane. Gene Ontology annotation, biological process: transmembrane transport. The coding region runs from base 150 to 1913 and encodes 587 amino acids. The record is from RefSeq and is a predicted model, not a curated record. The transcript has 10 exons. Gene Ontology annotation, molecular function: transmembrane transporter activity.
UCAAGUCCCGCAAAGUAGCCCAAAGACGGGCCAUCUCCCCAUCAGGAAGCCAACUUUGCUGUCCCUCCAGUUGUUGAGUCCCUCCAGUUGUUGGCGCGGUGUUUUCCCAAGCUCGAGUUUCCGUCGUGCCACUCCCGCCAAAGUCCGCCAUGCCGUUUGCCGAACUUCUGGAUCAAGCGGGCGGCAUGGGACGCUUUCAAGUGCUCAACGUGGCGCUGUUGUGUUUUCCGAUGCUCCUGAUGGCAGCUCACAACCUCUUGCAGAAUUUCACCGCUGCGGUUCCUGGGCAUCACUGUCAGGUGGCCUUGAGCAAGGUGUGCGCCGGCGGAAACGCCACGGGAAAUGCAGAUUGUCGGGCGCUGCUGAGGGCUUUCGUCCCCCAGGAUGGGGCCUGGAGGCCGGAGAAGUGUCGGCGUUUUGUCACCCCCCAAUGGCAGCUGUUGGAGUUUAAUUCCACGGGACGGGAGCCAACGGAGGCCGAGCAGGAGCCGUGCCUGGAUGGGUGGACCUACGAAGGGACGGUUUUCACGUCCACCAUUGUAACCGAGUGGGAUCUGGUAUGUGAUUUCCGGAGCCUCCAGCAGCUGGCUCAGUCUAUCUACAUGGCCGGGGUGCUGGUGGGUGCCAUCAUCUUUGGGGGCCUCUCUGACAAAUUCGGGCGAAAGGCUCUGCUUCUCUGGUCGUGUUUUCAGAUGGCCGUUUCCGGAUCCUGCACCUCCUUCGUCCCCAGUUUCAGCGCUUAUUGCGUCUUGCGCUUCCUAACCGGCAUGGCAGUUUCCGGGGUUGGCCUCAACUGCGUCUCGUUGUCUGUGGAGUGGACCCCGAUGCAUUCUCGAGCCACGGUCAGCAUGGUGACUGGCUACAGCUACAGCGUUGGGCAGUUCAUCCUCGCAGGAGUGGCGUACGCCAUCCGGGACUGGCGUUGGCUUCAGUUGGCCGUUUCCCUCCCGUAUUUUGCCUUUUUCCUCUACGGCUGGUGGUUCAGAGAAUCUGCCCGCUGGUAUGCCACAGUGGGCAAAUUCGACCAGGCACUGAAAGAGCUCCAGAAGGUUGCUCGGAUGAACGGGAAGAAGGAUGGCCAGGAGAAGCUCAGCCUGGAGGAUUUGAAAGCCAGUCUCCAGACAGAUCAUUCCACAGCCAACACCAAGUUCCCGGUGGCUGAUUUGGUGCGGACGCCAUCCCUGCGCCGAGUCACUGUGUGCCUUUCCUUCGUCUGGUUCUCCACCAGCUUUGCCUAUUAUGGUCUGGCGAUGGACCUGCAGAAUUUUGGCGUCAGCGUCUACCUUAUCCAGGUGAUCUUCGGGGCGGUAGACAUUCCAGCAAAGUUGGUGGCUUUCCUUGUGAUCUGCUAUUCUGGCCGUCGGAUCGCUCAAGCGCUGAGCCUCAUCUUAGCUGGCUUGUCCAUCGCGGGGAACAUCUUUGUAUCUCAUGAUAUGCAGAUUCUGAGGACUGUCUUCGCUGUCUUUGGAAAAGGAUGUCUAGGCGCAUCUUUCAGCUGUGUCUUCUUAUACACUGGAGAACUCUACCCUACGGUGAUCAGGCAAACCGGGAUGGGCUUUGGGAACACCAUGGCACGCGUCGGCGGGAUUGUAGCCCCUCUGGUGAGAAUGACCAGCGAUUAUUUUCCAUCCCUUCCCCUUGUCAUCUAUGCCACGGCUCCCAUCAUCUCCGGGAUGGCCGCCUGCUUCCUGCCCGAGACUUUAAAUGUACCGCUACCAGAUACAAUACAAGACGUGGAGAGCAGGUUAGUUAUAACGGAACUGGCUAGUCCUUGUUUGUGGAACGUGGAGGAAGAAAAGAGAGAAAACGGCAGAAAAGACGAGGUCUGUCGUCCAGGCACGGUUCUCCUGGGUAUGAAAGAAAUCAAAGAGACGGGGAAAGAUUCCCGGCUACCAGAAAAACUUGGAAAAUAG